Messenger RNA from Cyprinodon variegatus (sheepshead minnow), 1141 nucleotides. It is a transcript of the gene tmsb4x, whose product is annotated as thymosin beta 4, X-linked. The coding region runs from base 162 to 290 and encodes 42 amino acids. Gene Ontology annotation, molecular function: actin monomer binding. Gene Ontology annotation, biological process: actin filament organization; regulation of cell migration. Gene Ontology annotation, cellular component: cytoplasm. The record is from RefSeq and is a predicted model, not a curated record. The transcript has 3 exons. Lineage: Eukaryota; Metazoa; Chordata; Actinopteri; Cyprinodontiformes; Cyprinodontidae.
ACAGUGUGCGGAUAAAAAAGGAGGGGAAACUGGUGACGUCAGGGGUAAUUAGCAUAUUUCUGACUAUAUGAAAGGCUUGCGCAAAAGCUCAAGCAUUACUGCUGCAUCCCACUGAGCAGACAACUCUCAUCAGUAAGCCAGCGCUUCGACUAACUGCAACAAUGAGUGACAAACCAGACAUCUCUGAAGUGACCAGCUUCGACAAGUCAAAGCUGAAGAAGACCGAGACGCAGGAGAAGAACCCCCUGCCUACAAAAGAGACCAUUGAACAGGAGAAGGCAUCAUCAUGAAGCCCCUCCCUUCCCAUCAUGCACUGUACACCCCCGUCUCCUCCUGCAUUGCCUUGUUUUCAGUCACUUCUUUUUAGCUGUAUAACUCUGUAACCGAAAUUAUGAAUCGACGACUAUAACCAAGCUGCACAGCUGUGUGGACGGAUGAUGCCUUCUUCAGCCUCAUCCCCUCCUCUCCAGCUCCCACCUACACGCUCCUUUCUGUCGGCCUGUAACCGAGGAAGGAGGGGAGGGCCCUGAUUUGGUCUCCUACACCACCUAGACUGCCAACGCUAACGUGCAGGUUGAGGGACCAGGGCGUGGCCUGCGUUCCAGGAAGUUCAUCUUCGUCGCACCUUCACCACCACCACCACCUUUCACCACCCGGCAUCCUGUGUGGCUGCUUUUGCGCCAAAGCUGAGGCGUCUGGCUUUUUUUUUUUUUUCGUCUUCUAACUUUCGGAAAUGCACCACUUUGUUUGUACGCUGGCCAAAAUGUAAAUGCCCCAAAAAAUUGAUACUGUCACUUUUUUUUCUUUUUUUUUUUUUCGUGUACACUGAUUAAAAUGACGGAUUCCAUCUUGAUCUGGGAGAUGCUCUAUGGACCUAACCCAUGGUCCAACUGUAACAUACUUGGGCCCUUUUUUUUAUUUUUUUUGAGCAGUUUAGAGUUGCUCUUGUGUUGCAAUCUCUGAAUUGUCUCAACUGAGGAAAUAGUUUGGGUAACUGGUUCUGUGUUUUUGCUUUGAACUGUUAAUCAAACUUCUUUUGGAGUUUUGUAAAUUUCCCAGCAGUCAUGUUACUCUGCCACAAACCAUUGCCAGAAAAUGGAAAACCGUGAAAUGUUGUAAUAAAAAGAAUUUGUUACUAAAA